This is a messenger RNA of Acytostelium subglobosum LB1, 2445 nucleotides long. RefSeq lists its product as hypothetical. The record is from RefSeq and is a predicted model, not a curated record. Bases 1 to 2445 code for a protein of 814 amino acids. The transcript has 3 exons. NCBI's taxonomy places the organism in Eukaryota, Evosea, Eumycetozoa, Acytosteliales, Acytosteliaceae. Gene Ontology annotation, molecular function: ATP binding; RNA helicase activity; nucleic acid binding.
AUGGAUAUUAGUAACGGAGGAGGAAAGAAGAGAAAGUCUGAUGAUGACUUUGUCAGAACAUUGGACGACGAUGAGAAUGAAGAGUUAUUUGAGGAUGUCGAAGGCGAGUGUCUCGAAGACGAUGACGAGCAAAUGGCAACAGUUGACGAUGAUGUUCUAGAUAAGACUGCUGAGUUCAAAUUUGAGGAUGAUAACAAGGUUGCACUACCAUGGAACUUUCAACCAACGAUUGAGUUGAUGAAGAAACAGACUAUUGCAUCCGGUUCAAAUCAAACAUCGAUACAGGAUAAGAUUCAACAAAGAUUGAAUGCAAAGAAGUUUAACAAGUUGGAGAAUAAGAAGAAGAAGAAUGAAGAUGGUGAAGAAGAGGAUGAUGAUGAUGAGGAUGAAGAUGAGGAAAAUGAUGAAGCCCCAAAUGAGGACGAUGAGGAAGAAGAUACAAUAACAACAGAUGAGAAGAAGAAGAAUGAUAGUUUCAAGACUCUACAAUCGAAUAGACGAAGAAAACAAGAGAUAGAAGAGGAGUUGCCAACGUUUGAUGAGUUGCAUUUAUCAAGACCACUUCAAAAGGCCAUUGCUGAUCUUGGCUUCUCGAUGCCAACACCAAUCCAGGCCAAGACAAUCCCACUGGCACUCAACGGCAAGGACAUUCUGGCCAGUGCCACCACAGGCUCAGGUAAGACUGCCGCAUUCCUAUUGCCAAUCCUCGAGAGACUACUAUAUCGCGACGUUGAGCAUCGCGCCAUCCGUGUGCUGGUCCUGCUGCCAACGCGUGAGCUGGCACUUCAAUGCCAGUCCGUGCUGGGCAACCUGGCCAAGUACUCCAACAUCACAUCGUGCCUCGUCGUGGGAGGUCUCAGCAACAAGGUGCAAGAGGUCGAGCUGCGCAAGCGCCCCGACGUCGUCAUUGCCACUCCCGGUCGUCUGAUCGACCAUCUGCUGAAUGCCUACGACGUGGGUCUGGACGACCUGGAGAUCCUGGUGCUGGACGAGGCCGAUCGUCUGCUGGACAUGGGUUUCAAGGACGAGUUGGAGAAGAUUGUGGACAGCUGUCCAAGCGCCAGACAGACGAUGCUGUUCUCGGCCACUCUCUCAGACGAGGUCAAGCAGCUGGGCAAGUUGUCACUCAACGCACCCAUCCGUGUGGCCGUCGAUGCGCUCUACCAGGUGGCCUCAACGCUCGAGCAAGAGUUUGUCAAGAUCAAGCCACAGGCGCUGGGCGACCGUCCCGCGUUGCUCCUGUCGCUGGCAACACGUGUCUUCAACAAUGGUGGCACGAUCGUGUUCUUCAAGAGCAAGAAGGAGGUGCAUCGCAUGCGAAUCAUAUUUGGUCUGGCUGGCCUGUCGGCGGCCGAGCUGCACGGCGACCUGUCGCAGGAGCAGCGUUUCGAAUCCCUUCAGCAGUUCCGUGAUGGCAAGGUCAAUUUCUUGUUGGCGUCGGAUGUGGCUGCGCGUGGACUCGACGUGCUUGGAGUCAAGGUGGUGAUCAACUACAACAUCCCGCGCAACCUGGCACAGUACAUUCACAGAGUUGGUAGAACGGCGCGUGCAGGAAAUGAGGGCCGCGCGUGUUCAUUUGUCACUGACGGCGACCGCAAGAUUCUAAAGGAGAUCGUUUCGCGCGCCAAGGCAAAGGCAAAGAGCAGAACAGUGUCGCAAGAGAGUGUCAAGUAUUGGCGCAACCGCAUUGAUGAGUUUGCCGAGGACAUCAAGUCGAUCAUCAAGGAGGAGCUCAAGGAGAUGGAUCUGCGCAAGGCUGAGAAAGAGCUGGCAAAGGCCGAGAAGCUGCUCAACGAGAAGAAGGGCGCACCCGUCAACCCCAUGGACCUGGACAAGCAGUGGUUCAUCUCCAAGUCCGACCAGGCCAAGGCCAAGGAGGCUUGGAAGAUCGAGGCCGGCAUACUCGACCCCAAGACUCUGGCCGAGGCCAAGGCCGCCAAGGAGGAGGCUGUCAACAAGAAGAAGGAGGCACGCGAUCCCUACGCAGGACUAUCAAGAAGAAAGAGAAGAAGCAAGAUGCAUCGCGAGGAGCUGGCCCGCGAGAUGGCCGAGGAGCAGCAGGGCAGCGACGACGACGGCGACGAUGAUGUGCUGGCUAGCAUCAAUGGCAAGCGACCAAAGAAGCCCGUCGACAAGGAGCUGGUGGACAAGGAGUUUAGACGCAUGCAGAACAGCCAGAAGGCAUCGGGCAAGGCCACCAAGAAGAUCGAGGCAUUACGUCGCGUUGGUAUAUACACAGGACCCACUGAACAAGAGAAGCUCAAGAUGGACAAGAAACAAAGCAAGAAGGAUGCCAAGAAGAACAAGUCUGGCUCCAAAGGACCACUCAACAAACAAAUCAGAAGUACAGACUUUGAGAAAGACAUCAACUCUAUCAGUGGCGGUUCAAGUUCAUUCGUCAAAGGCAAAGCUCAACAAGCCAAGAAGAAGAGGAGGCUCGACUAA